Molecule: messenger RNA, 1215 nt
Organism: Trametes versicolor FP-101664 SS1
Lineage: Eukaryota; Fungi; Basidiomycota; Agaricomycetes; Polyporales; Polyporaceae
Product: tryptophan synthase beta subunit-like PLP-dependent enzyme
Exons: 4
Coding region: 1-1215 (404 amino acids)
Biological process (GO): L-serine catabolic process; L-threonine catabolic process
Molecular function (GO): L-serine ammonia-lyase activity; threonine deaminase activity
Source: RefSeq, a predicted model, not a curated record
AUGAGCAGCGCCGUUCAAGACAUCUCGAGCUCAUCCGGGUUGUAUCCCGGAAAGCUGUGGCUCGAGACGCCCCUCAUCCGCUCGACGCACAUCUCAGCGUUGCUGCAGAGCAACGUUUACCUCAAGCUAGAUCCUGCUCAAUCCUUCAAGUAUCGCGGCAUCUCCCACUUCGCCCAACACGCCCUCCGCACGUACGGUCCCGAGACGCACCUCAUCAUCGCAUCGGGCGGCAACGCCGGCCUCGCCGCUGCGUGCGCCGCGAAGGUCCUGAAGCUCCGAUGCACGGUCUUCCUGCCGCACGGGGUCAACCAGUCGACGAUCGACUUCAUGACCAAGGAGGGCGCGGAGGUUGUCAUCCACGGCAAUUACUACCUGCAGGCCCUCCAGGGCGCGAAAGAAGCGGUGGCUGCUGAAGCCAAAGCCGUGAUGAUUCCCGCCUACGACGACCCCAUCCUAUGGGAGGGGCAUGCUAGCAUGGUCCACGAGAUCAAGCAGCAGCUCCCCGAAGAUGUCAAGCCCGACGCCAUCUUUUGCAGCGUAGGCGGAGCUGGCCUCAUAGGCGGCAUCAUGGACGGCUGCAAAGCUGUCGGUUGGGACGACGUGCCGCUGGUCGCUGUCGAGACCCACGGCUCAAACUGUUUCUAUCAAUCGCUGUCUCUGAACGAUGGCCCGUUUGUAGGGGACGUCUCCUCCAGGCCCGUACCUAAAGGCACUACAAUAGAGUUGAUUGCGGAACACGACGUGGCCAUAGCUCACCUAGCCUCUCUGGCGUCGAAGGCGACGUCUCUCGGUGCGUCCUCGCCCGCGGCGGGGAUUGUCAAAAAGGCGCUAGAAAGGAAAGGCGGGGUGAAGAGCAUCUGCAUCACGGAUGAGAUGGCGAUGCAAGCCACGCUCAACUUCGCAGGCAGGUCUUUCGAAGAGUUUAUGGGUAGCGAGAUCGCUGAACAUGCCACAGAGGACCACAAGACGUUGGUCGAACUCGCAUGCGGGGCCGCCAUUGCCCCUGCAUACAAGCCGAGUGUCUUCCACCGUUUGGUGCCGCGGUCCACGCCGGACAAGCCGAUAACCGUCGUCCUCAUAGUCUGCGGCGGGUUCAAGAUCUCGCUGGAUGACGUCGAGGAGUAUAGACGGAUCGUGAAGGCGGAUGUUGCGGCAGGCGGGACGUGGGACGUCGCAAUCAACGGAGAGACGUUCCCGACUUCCAAGGCAGAGUGA